CAUCAGAAAAAUACGGAUUCAUGGUAAAGGCUGGCUUUGGGUUGAAGGAGUGGCCAAUGAUAAAAGCUUUGAAGGUUGCACAGCAAUUUCGUUAAUGGGCAAUAAACUAGCAGAACUUCCUGAAGGAUUGGUAUGUCCACAGCUCAGAGUUGUAUUAUUAGAACUGGAUCGUGGUUUGAAUGUUCCAGAGAGGUUUUUUGAAGGGAUGAAAGAAAUUGAAGUUUUGUCCCUAAAGGGAGGGUGUUUGUCAUUGCAGUCACUUCAAUUCUCGACGAACCUUCAAUCGUUGCUGUUGAUGGAGUGUAAAUGCAAGGAGCUCAUUUGGUUGAGAAAGCUGCAAAGGCUUAAGAUUCUUGGUUUUAUAGGGUGCGACUCCAUUGAAGAAUUACCUGGUGAAAUGAGGGAGCUCAAGGAGUUGAGGUUGUUGGACGUGACAGGUUGUAGAAAUCUAGGAAGGAUUCCCGUGAAUUUGAUUGGAAGCUUGAAGAGGUUAGAAGAACUGCUAAUCGGGUGUUACAGCUUUAAGGAAUGGGAUGUCGUUGGGACAAGCAGGGGAGGAGUGAAUGCGAGCCUAAGAGAACUAAACUCGUUGUCUCAUUUAGCUGUAUUAUCAUUGAGGAUACCGAAGGCUGAAUGCAUUCCCAGAGAUUUUGUUUUUCCCAGGUUGCUCAAAUAUGAUAUUUGGGUGUUAGGGAAUGGGUAUUCAGAACUUGAUAAUGAAUACCCAACUGCAAAGACAAGAUUAUGUUUGGGUGAAAUCAGCGCCACAUCCUUAAAUGCGAAGACAUUUGAGCAAUUGUUUCCUACUGUGUCUCAAAUUAGUUUUCAUAGAGUGGAGGGUUUGGAAAAUAUAGUAUUGUCCUCUGAUCAGAUGACCACCCAUGGCCAUGGGUCUCGAAAGGACUUCUUGCAAAGAUUAGAACAUGUCAAAGUGAAUGGAUGUGGGGAUAUUCGCACUCUGUUUCCAGCUAAAUGGCGGCAAGCUUUGAAAAAUCUAAGGGGUGUGGAAAUUAAAGACUGUAAAUCAUUGGAAGAGGUUUUUGAAUUGGGCGAGGCUGAUGAAGGAAGCAGUGAGGAGAGGGAGCGGUCGUUGUUGUCAUCUUUAACAGAGCUACAACUGUCCUGCUUACCUGAGCUCAGAUGCAUAUGGAAGGGGCUCACCGGGCAUGUCAGCCACCUAAGUCUUGCUCAUCUGAAUUUGGAUUCUCUCGACAAACUGACAUUUAUCUUCACACCGUCCCUCGCUCAAAGUCUACCACAGCUAGAAACACUUAAGAUAAGAAGUUGUCGUGGAUUGAAGCAUCUUAUCAGAGAAAAUGAUGAUCAAAGUGAAAUAAUUCCAGAGUCUCUUAGCUUCCCGAAGUUAAAAACUCUCCUUAUAGAAUACUGUGGUCACCUGGAAUACGUCUUCCCUGUCUCUGUGUCUCCGAGUCUUCUGAAGCUGGAACAGAUGACUCUAGUUACUAGCAAUUUAAAGCAAAUAUUUUACAGUGCAGAAGGAGAUGCUGUCACCAGAGGUGGCACCAUCAACUUCCCUCGGCUAAGAAAAUUGUCUCUUUCAAAUUGCAGCUUCUUUGGUCCAAAGGAUUUUGCUGCCCAGUUGCCUUCUUUGCAAGAGUUAACCAUUGAUGGCCACGAAGAAUCGGGUAAUUUGUUGGCACAGCUCCAAGGGUUUACAAGUUUGGAAACAUUGAGGUUGUCCUCCCUGCGUGUGCCUGACUUGAGGUGUCUAUGGAAGGGUCUCGGGCCAUGCAAUUUGACUACUUUGGAGGUGAAAAGGUGUAAGAGACUGACACAUGUAUUCACAAACAGCAUGAUUGCUAGUCUAAUUCAACUGGAAUUUCUAGAGAUAUCAGACUGUGAGGAAUUGGAGCAAAUCAUUGCUAAGGAUAAUGAUGAUGAAAAGGAUCAGAUAUUUUCAGGAAGUGAUCUCCAAUCUUCAUGCUUCCCUAAUUUGUGUCGACUUGAGAUCACAGGAUGCAACAAGUUGCAGAGUCUCUUCCCGAUAGCCAUGGCUUUCGGUCUCAAAAGGCUUGAAAUACUUGAAGUAAGGGAAUCCUCUCAAUUAUUGGGAGUAUUUGGGCAGGGUGAUCACGCUUCACCUGCCAAUCUUGAGAAGGAGAUGGUGCUCCCUGAUCUGCAGGAGUUGUUGCUUGUACAAUUACCAAGUAUUUCCUGCUUUAGUCUCGGAUGUUCUGAUUUCUUGUUCCCUCAUUUGAAGAAGUUGAAGGUGGAUGGAUGCCCAAAGCUAACCACAAUAUUUGGUACCACAUCAAAUGGUUCAAUGAGUGCUCAAUCAGAGGGGUCUAUGAAUUUGAAAGAAAGAUCUAUUGAAAACAUGGAAGGAGUACAAGAUUUAAUGCAAGUUGGAUGUUUGAUAACUAAUCGAAGAGGUGGGCAUGAACUUUCAAUCGUGAGUUUGGAAACAUUCUUGAACUUAUUGCCAAACUUGAGGUGUAUUUGGAGAGGUCUCGUGCCGAGCAAUUUGACUUCUUUGAAGGUGAACGAGUGUAAGAGACUGACACAUGUAUUCACAAACAGCAUGAUUGCUAGUCUAGUUCAACUGGAAUUUCUAGAGAUAUCAGACUGUGAGGAAUUGGAGCAAAUCAUUGCUAAGGAUAAUGAUGAUGAAAAGGAUCAGAUAUUUUCAGGAAGUGAUCUCCAAUCUUCAUGCUUCCCUAAUUUGUGUCGAAUUAAGAUCAGAAGAUGCAACAAGUUGAAGAGUCUCUUCCCGAUAGCCAUGGCUUCAGGUCUCAAAAAGCUCCAAGGACUUAAAGUAAGUGAAUCCUCUCAAUUAUUGGGAGUAUUUGGGCAGGGUGAUCACGCUUCACCUGCCAAUCUUGAGAAGGAGAUGGUGCUCCCUGAUCUGCAGUGGCUGAUUCUAGAAAAAUUACCAAGCAUUCUCUACUUCAGUCAUGGAUGUUAUGAUUUCAUAUUCCCUCGUUUGUGGAUGUUGGAGGUGCGUCAAUGUCCAAAGCUGACCACAAAAUUUGAUACUACAUCAAAUGGUUCAAUGAGUGCUCAAUCAGAGGUAUCUCAAGUAGCUGAGGAUGCCAGCACUUGUUGCUCCGUGCCAGCCAGCACUUGUUGCUCCGUGCCAACCAGCACUUGUAGAACGUGGGCCCGAAUACAUGGAUGGGAAGGGGAAGAGGAAGAGGAUGAAAGGUGGUCAUGAUGAUUGAGUCAGAUGAUAAGUUAAUAUGGACUUUGGACUUUGAAGAACAUGCUCAUAAUUCAUUCUUGCAGGUUGGUUGGUUACCUAUGUGAUGAUCAACUCGACAUUGGUGGGAAGUAAUUCCAGCUGUUUCAUUAGCUACAACAAUUUGUCUUAUUUCAUGUGUUUGUUGUGUGAACUUCCAGAAAUAAGGGUAAUGUAAUGUUAUGUGUUAGUAAUUUAUUGUGUGAACCUCAAGAAAUAAGGGCUUCUGUUUGUUUGCCCAUUUGUGUUUCUUUUCAAGUGUCCGAACCUUCAAAAACGAAAGGCAUAAUGUUUACUCAUUUGUGUGCUAUUGUUUAAUGUUUGGAUUCUCAUUCUCCUCA
Messenger RNA from Populus euphratica (Euphrates poplar), 3540 nucleotides. RefSeq lists its product as uncharacterized. The record is from RefSeq and is a predicted model, not a curated record. The transcript is spliced from 6 exons. Bases 95 to 3175 code for a protein of 1026 amino acids. Lineage: Eukaryota; Viridiplantae; Streptophyta; Magnoliopsida; Malpighiales; Salicaceae.